AUGGCGGGCCUCAUAACUGGUGUGGCACAGUGUCGCUACUCUGCCCCGUAUUUAGUAACUCUAGACGGCACCAGCGAAUUCCCCACAACGCUCUGCAUGACUCCCUAUGGUCGUAAAAACCAGAUUUGGCCGAGGCAGACCACAAUUAGGGACGGUGCGACUCAGAAUGUCGAAUUUAUCUUGGAGGAAGAUAAAUUCCGCCAUGCUGUGGAUCUCAAGCGCAAGUCAAACUUUUACGUCGUUCUCAGUGUGGAAUGUGGUGGACAGAGUCCCAUGGAAACGCAACUGUUGCUGAGCCCACGCACAGCACAUCACAUCUUCAUCCAGACAGACAAGCCCAUUUACCACCCGAAAAGCAAAGUGCGUAUCCGUCUGAUAGCCUUGGAUGAACGCCUGCGGCCACUGAAGAAGGUGAUUACACUCCAACUAAAGAGCCCACAGGGAAUCGUAGUCGAGGAACACAUCCUUCGUCCAUGGGACACUCCUAUUUUCAGUCGUGAGCUGGAGCUUCGCGACGGAACCAUGCUGGGAGACUGGACGAUUGUUGCCCUGCACGGCUACAAGAAUCAACAGAACUACACGACGACCUUCAGGGUGGACAAAUACGUGCUUCCUCGAUUCUCGGUAGACGUGCAAACGGAGAAGCCGUACAUUUUGGAAGACACUGAAUCAGUUGAAGUAUCUGCAACAGCGAAAUUCGUGAACAAGCAGAACGUUCAGGGACACGUGAUAUUUCGCUUUGGUGUGAGGAACCUCACAAGCCAAAUUCAGUGGAUAGGGAGUCGUACGGAGCCCAAACAGCUGAAAUAUGGAAAAGCAAAAUUCACCCUGAAGAAAGGAGAUCUUCAUGGAAAUUAUACCAACGAACAGUGGCUAAGCCUGCAUAGGACGCACGCAAGGCUGGUGGUUGAGGCCAACGUCACUGAAGACGCAACGGGAGCAAAAGAGUCGGAGCUUUUCGAUCAAUGCGUGUUUUCAACCAGUCCUUACGUGAUAUCCCUGGAAGAGAACCAACGAACCUUCAUGCCAGGCGUCCACAUCUACAUACUGGCUAAAGUGUCCCAUCUGACGGGUUAUCCAGCCAAGGGUGUUCCCUUGACCAUCGAAACCAGCGUGAGCAAUGCGACAGACACAGUGAAGGAAACAGACAAUAAUGGACUGGCAAGCUUUCAUGUGGAAAUUCCAGGAAGAACUCGCCCUGUCAUUACUGUUAAGAUAAAGACCGCAUCCGGAAGUUUGCCUGCAGAACAGCAGGCGAUAGCGACCAUGCGCCUGGAACCGUAUACUACACCCAAUGACGGCUUUAUAGCCAUACAGAGGAAUGAUCCCAAGUUUCCUGCGAAAGUUGGUGAAGAGUACAACGCUGUUCUUUUGACAAAUGUGGAUGACCAUCAAAUGGUUGCUUACUAUACGGUCAUAUCCAAGGGACGAGUCAUCCUCACAGCCAAAAUAGAAGAAGGGAUUCUGCAGAAAAGUAUUUCAUUGCGUGUAACGGAAGACAUGGAACCAAACUUCCGCGUGGUGGCUUUCGCAAAAGUGCGUUACAAUGGGACAGAUGCUGUUACCUUGUUCAGCGAUUCCGUUUACGUCCGCACGGAGCGUUCUUGCAGUAAGAACUCUCAGACGGAACUGAGCCUCGAAGAUACUCAAGUUGAGCCUGGUGGUGCUCAAACAAUCACGAUCAAAGGAAAAGAAGGCACGGUUGUGGGUAUCAUGGGUGUUGACAAAGCGGUUUACUUACGGCACAAGAAGGGUCUACUUACGUCCGACAAGGUCUUUUCUGCCUUGGAAUCCAAAGACAUGGGCUGCAGCGUGGGUGGGGGAGUUGACGACAACGAAGCCAUCUUCAAAUCAGGGGUGGUCGUCCUAACGAAAGGCCUGAAUCCCACUACAAGAAAUGCCGAAGGUCCAGCCCUUCGCAAAUGCUGCGAGCACGGAAUCAGGAGGGAUGCCUACCAGAAGAUGGGCGAUGUCCGUGUUGAACACCUGCAGCGAAUAGUACAGUCGGAGAAGCAAGCAUGCCUGGAUUGUACAGCUGCAUACCGGCGUAGUGGCUCCCUUCGAGAGGAACACGACGAGGAAGCUAUAUUUGCGAGAUUGUUGUACGAGCUUGACUCCAUUUAUCCCGACAAUACUCUGGGACCCGUGAGAGAAGACGAAGUACGCAGAGACUUCCGCGACACCUGGCUGUUUAAUACUGUUACAAUUGGCCCUUCUGGCAAAGCAGAGCACGAGACUACCUUGCCGGAGAGCAUCACGACCUGGGAGUUGGGAGCAGUUAGUGUGUCUCCACGCGGUGGGAUAUGCGUGGCAUCGCCCGUAGAAAUCACCACUUUGAAACCGGUCUUCAUAGAAAUCAACCUGCCGUAUUCCGUCGUGCAAAAUGUACAAAUUGAGGUACCAGUGACACUCUACAACUAUGGAAGUAAGGAUAUACAGGCUAAGGUGUUUCUUCAAGGGACACGAGGCAUCUGCUCAUCAGCCAAAGAAGGAGAGAUAUCUCCAAUUCAAAAACUCACUGUUCCCAAAGGGAGUGGUCGUACAGUAGUAUUCCCUAUCGUUCCCUUGGAAGCUGGUGACCGAUAUAUCCAGGCCUCCGCCUUCACCAGCAACGGCAAAGACAGCGCUCGAGUGCGCUUGAGAGUGGAACCGCCGGGGAAGCCGUCAAAAAGUGACGUCACGUUGGUUCUGGAUCCACUGAACGAAAGGAAGAGAAACCAGCGAGUCGUAUCAUCAAACGAGUACAGGGACGCAAUCUCUGUUGACACGAAAACUCAGCUGGUAGCAUUCAAAAUCCCUGAUCUCAAGAACGCCGUACCCGGAACGGAGCGCUAUGAAUUGAACGUCAUCGGAGAUGAAUUGGGACAUCAUUUAGAAAUAGCGAUAAGUGACCCUACACACCUGGUUAGGAUAACUCCAGGAUCUGCUCUGUGGAUCAUGAUAUAUCAGGCCCCAACGCUGUACACUUACGGCUACUUAAAGGCGUCGAACAAAAUAACCGAGGAAACAGAAGACAAGGCCCUUGAUGCCAUGCGGAAAGGAUACGCAGAGAUACUGGCAUACCGUCAGCCUAAUGGGGCAUAUGCGAUGUGGCUUCACGUCAAACCAAGUCAGUGGCUAACAGCAUUUGUGGUGAAGAACCUAUGCGAAGCGAGCAAAUGGAUAAGAGUCGACGAGCACGCUAUCACUAGCGCGCUUGCCUUCCUCAUCAACAAGCAAACAGCGAACGGGAGCUUUGUGGAAGAUUCGCCGACAUUCUUAAGUCAAAUGCAGGGAGGAAUCAAAGGUGCAAUCCCUAUGACCGCUUUCGUCAUGAUGGCGUUUUCGGAAUGCAUUGAGGACGGAGUGCAGGUUGACACCUUAAACUACUCAAAUGCUCGAGCAGCCGCGUACCUCGAAAAAAAUCUAGGACCGUCAUCUGGCAACUACGCUCUGGCGCUUUGGGCGUACGCCUUCGCAGUGGGAAACAGCCCUUCGAGGUCUAAGGUGCUGCAGUAUCUAAAGAACGUCGCCAGUUACGCAGAAGAAACUAACAUGCGGCACAUUCCUGCACCCACGCAGUCGCUUACUAUUGAGGCAACGGCAUACGCUCUGAUGAGUUUAAUAAUCGACGGAGGCGAUCGGACUUAUAUUGAAAGCUUUGUCAACUGGAUGAACACGCACUUUCACCCAAACGGUGACGCCAGCUCCACGCAGGACAUGGUAGUCGGCCUCCAGGCUCUUACCAAGUAUGCAACAUACAGCAAGGACGACUUGAUGGACCUCACGUGCGACGUUACCCUCAGUUCAGACAGGAACUUCAUUCAGACUUUCAGGAUUAAACGAAACAACCGCCACAUAGUCAACAGUAUCCAGAUCCCGCAUUAUCCUGGGGCAAGGGUAUUUCUGACAGCACGAGGCAGAGGAACUGCAAAUGUGACGUUCACCACAUUUUACAACGUGGCUGCAGGCGAAAAUGAACUCUGCAAGUUCGAUCUUCAUGUGAACUUCACGGAGUUGUCAGUGCGACAAAUAGUGGAUUACAAAAAGCAUGCUAAUACAACUCUACGCAGGAAACCAUACAUGAUGGAAGUAUGUGCUAGGGCUCUCAAAGUCGGAGACACCGGUAUGGGAAUCAUUGAUGUGGGCCUCCUUACUGGAUUCUCUCCUGACCUUCAUGAUCUUGGACAGAUCCGGGAUAUGGACCUCGUCGACGCUUUUGAGGUAACGAGCCGCAGCGUUGUGUUCUACUUGAGAUCCAUCCCACAUGAGGAGCAAGUCUGCCUGCGAUUCCAUGUGAUUACGCGAUACUUCGUAGGAAAUGUGCAAUCCAGCUACGUUCGUGUUUACCCAUACGACGAACUUGAAACCGCCUGCACGAAGUUCUACGCCCCUGACUCGGCUAGCCCUUCGGUGAAGACAUGGUGUGGAAAUACAGGUGUCUGCCGUUGCGUAGAAGGAGGAUGUCCGCUGGAGAACCCCCUCGAACAAUUUAUUAGGGCUCCGGAAGGUACAGGAUACCUUUCACGCGAUAGAGGGAGAGAACUUAUCACUUUAUACGCAUGCCAUCAAGCGGAUUUUGUUUGGAUCGGAGGCAUGUUACUGCAGGAGACGGUAGACGGGUUCAUCAAUAUCGACUUACGGAUCGAUCAGGUUCUUAAGAAAGGUAAUGACGCUGUCGGAAAGGGAGACGUCCGUCGACUAAAGUUACGUGACAGGUGUCACCAGAUCAAAAGGCUCAUAAAGAAUCAACCAUUCAUUCUGAUGGGUCGCGACUCUGACAUACAGGAAGAAAUUGGAGGAGAGCAACAGUUGGUCUAUUACAUCGACCAGAGUUCCCUGCUGUUCGAAAAAACACGGAAGGCAAGAUCGGAGAGGAUACUCGUAGGGUGGUUCGUGUCAGAGUUUAAGAAAGCGGAGGGAGACCGCUGCCCGUUGUGAAGCUCACUGAUGGGAGCCCUUCUCCAGCUUGGCACGAAUCGAGGAGACUCAGUUGGCAAGAAGGAAGGGACAUGCUCAGCUGGCAUCGAAAUCUUUGUUGUGUGUGCAAAAUGAUGUAGUGCAGAGGCAAAAUGUUGACGCGAGCACAAAAUAUGCAGCCCAUGUAUGUAAUCCAUUGUUAUAACUGUGAAGAAUUGAGGAUGGUUCAAGAAAAUAUCAUGCUUGCAUCGAAUUGUUAAAACGAGAAAUAGGAAGGCAGCACACAUGUUAUGGGGACGAUCGUGACACUUAACAAGAGCAAUGUGUUCUCUAAGUGGAAGUGGAAUAAAGUGGAUUUUGGACUUGCA
Messenger RNA from Ornithodoros turicata, 5267 nucleotides. RefSeq names its product complement C3-like. Gene Ontology annotation, cellular component: extracellular region. Bases 1 to 4920 code for a protein of 1639 amino acids. Gene Ontology annotation, molecular function: endopeptidase inhibitor activity. The transcript is spliced from 37 exons. The record is from RefSeq and is a predicted model, not a curated record. Lineage: Eukaryota; Metazoa; Arthropoda; Arachnida; Ixodida; Argasidae.